ACCAGUUUUCAGACAGUCCACUGUCUAGUACUACGCUCUGUAGGUUUUCACUUUUCACACUUUAGCAUUGCACCCUUUCAUCUCCGACCUCGCCAUACAGUGAGUAGCUGUCAUUGUUGUUGAACUCUUCCCUCACCCGAAUGCAAGUUAUCAAAGGAGGUUGCAUCGGGCAAACCUUUGCCCUAGCAAAAUCCAAUGACUCUGCAGGAGGGAAAAGAUCAAAAAGACGCUCAAAAGAGGAAAGAAAAGAAAUGGUGGAGGCUUUUAUAAAGAGAUAUCAGGGGUCAAAUAAUGGAAGUUUCCCAUCACUGCGUCUCACACGCAAGGAAGUUGGUGGGUCCUACUACACAGUGCGUGAAGUUUUUCGUGAGCUAAUUCAGGAGAAUCGAGUCCUGGCCCCACCUAAAUUGCCUCCAAGUGAGGAGAACAUGGAGAAUCUGGAUAGCUUCUUGGAAAACUACUCAUCGGGUUCCAUUUCAUUUGAUCCAAAAGACAAACAAACACUACUUAAAGAAUAUGAAUUAAGACGCGAAAAAGUUUUGAGUUCAAGAAGGAUCUCUGAACUGCAAAGACGGAAUCUUGAUAAUGAUGAUAUUAUUAUUAAUGGGAGUACUCAUACAACAAUGAAAAAUGAAGAAUUUGAAGAUCCAGGAUAUAAUAAUGGAGCUUUGGAUAGUGAAGUUGAAGAACCAGUGCAUACAGAAUUACUAAUGGAACAGGCUAUGAAAGGACAUAAAGAUGAAACAGAAGAAGUUGAAGUGCAUCAAGGUCAAAUACGUCAUUUUUCAGAAGAUGUAGUGGUAGAGACUUUUCCAUUGAGACCUGUUUCUAGCAUGGUGUAUAACAUUGAUGAGAAAACAAGUGAGAAAGAGGUAUUGGAUGGUGGUAAUGAUGAAAGAUUUGUUCAUGAUGCAAUCAAAGAUGUUAAAUCUGAGGAAACAUUGCCUGCUGAAGACAAAGUAUCUAGUACCCCUAAACAUGGUUCUUUAAGCAAUGAAUCAAGGGAAGCAUCAGGAAUAAAGAAAUCAGAGAGGCAAGCAACUAAUCCGAUCGUGUCAUUCACCAAAACGUUCUUUGCUGCAUUCAUGAAGUUAUGGUCUGAAUAAAUAUUCAACUUCAGGUUUGCUCCUAUAUAAUAUGGAUUUAAUUGGGGUUGGAAGAAAAUAAAUUUUGAUUUGUUUCUUUCAAAGAAAGUUAUUAAGGUUGCAAGUUUGGUUAUUAAUGUGCGUAUUAAUACAAGACAGGAGGCAAACUUCCAUUUUUGGUUGCGGGGCGAGACAUAAAUAUAUAUUGUAAUAUUUAUUUUCUUUGUGAAAAACAUGUAAUGGCUUUGGCAUCAUCCGUUUAUUAUUGAACAUAUUUGGAAAUGUUUUGUUUGUUCAUGCCAAAAACUCGCCAAGAUAUAGCGUGAUUUUUUUUUUGUUAGA
Lactuca virosa is the source of this 1427-nucleotide messenger RNA. The record is from the annotation of a GenBank genome assembly. NCBI's taxonomy places the organism in Eukaryota, Viridiplantae, Streptophyta, Magnoliopsida, Asterales, Asteraceae.